Messenger RNA from Phodopus roborovskii (desert hamster), 2100 nucleotides. RefSeq names its product acyl-CoA synthetase medium chain family member 1 (gene Acsm1). NCBI's taxonomy places the organism in Eukaryota, Metazoa, Chordata, Mammalia, Rodentia, Cricetidae. Bases 159 to 1907 code for a protein of 582 amino acids. The record is from RefSeq and is a predicted model, not a curated record. Gene Ontology annotation, cellular component: mitochondrial matrix. Gene Ontology annotation, molecular function: fatty-acyl-CoA synthase activity; fatty acid ligase activity. Gene Ontology annotation, biological process: acyl-CoA metabolic process; fatty acid biosynthetic process. The transcript has 14 exons.
AGUUAUCUGCUCAACAUUCUCCUCACCCAGGGGCCAAGUUCAACUGCUCUGUGCUGAGUCCUGGGUAGGACUGUCACAGAGGGCAGAUUCUUCGAGCCUCCUUUCCUACAUAGACCUAGACAACUGUGUCCUUCACAGUAUCAGAGGACCACCUCAAUAUGCUGUGGCUGAAGAAUUUCCAGAUCCCACGGGGCAUCUACAAAUUCUUCCAUAGCUUCCCCCCAAGACCUUCUUAUCAGCACGGCAUAUCUACAUCAGGAAUUGGAACUCAAAGAUGGAAUGACUAUGACUCACCUGAGGAAUUUAACUUUGCAAGUGACGUGCUGGACUACUGGGCUCAGAUGGAGGAGGAAGGCAAGAAAGGCCCGGGCCCAGCUUUAUGGUGGGUAAAUGGCCAAGGAGAUGAGAUAAAGUGGAGCUUCCGAGAACUGAGGGACCUAACCCGCCGUGCCGCCAAUGUCUUUGAGCAGACUUGUGGCCUGAAGCAGGGGGAUCGCCUGGCCUUGAUUCUGCCUCGAGUGCCUGAGUGGUGGCUGGUGACAGUGGGCUGCUUUCGAACAGGGAUUGUCUUCAUGCCUGGGACUACCCAGCUGAGAGCCAAGGAUAUCCUCUACCGACUACAAGUGUCUCAAGCCAAAGCCAUUGUAACCACAGGGAGCCUUGUCCCAGAGGUGGACUCUGUGGCUUCUGAGUGUCCUACCCUGAAAACCAAGCUGGCGGUGUCUGAUAAUAACCAUGAAGGAUGGCUCAACUUCCAGUCACUGAUGAAAUCAGUAUCCCCAAACCAUACCUGUAUUAAGUCAAAGAUGAAGGAUCCCAUGGCCAUCUUCUUCACCAGUGGGACCACAGGCUUCCCCAAGAUGGCAAAGCACAACCAGGGACUUGCCUUCCGGUCCUGUAUCCCUUCAUGCAGGAAAGUGUUCAACCUGAAGACAUCUGACAUCUUGUGGUGUAUGUCUGACCCAGGAUGGAUUAUGGCUACUGUGGGGAGCCUGAUAGAACCAUGGGCAUCGGGGGCUACAGUCUUCAUCCACAACCUUCCUCAAUUCAAUCCUAAGGUCAUUACAGAGGCACUGUUUAAAUACCCCAUCACCCAAUUCCUUGGUGCACCAGCUGUAUAUCGAAUGAUUCUUCAGCAGAAAAGUGCCAAUCUCAGAUUCCCCACCUUAGAGCAUUGCCGCACUGGUGGGGAGGCCCUACUGCCUGAGGAGUACAAGCAAUGGAAGCAAAGGACAGGUCUUAUCCUUCAUGAUGUCUAUGGGCAAUCAGAAACGGGACUAACCUGUGCUGUCAUCCAGGAAAUGAAGAUGAAGAAAGGCUCCAUAGGAAAGGCCAUAUUCCCCUUCAACAUCCAGAUCAUCGAUGAGAAGGGCAACAUCCUCCCACCCAACACUGAAGGAUACCUUGGAAUCAGGAUCAAGCCCACCAGGCCUCUAGGCCUCUUUGUGGGGUAUGAGAAUAACCCAGAGAUGACGGCUGAAGUGGAAUGUGGGGACUUUUACAACAGUGGGGAUAGAGCAACUAUUGAUGAGGAUGGCUACAUCUGGUUCUUGGGCAGAAAUGACGAAAUCAUCAAUGCUUCUGGGUACCGCAUCGGGCCUGCAGAGGUGGAGAAUGCCUUGGCAGAGCACCCGGCUGUGGCAGAGUCAGCAGUGGUGAGCAGCCCGGACCCGAAUAGAGGAGAGGUGGUGAAGGCAUUUAUUGUCCUGACCCCAGGGUUCCUGUCACAUGAUCAGGAACAGCUUACCAAAGAGCUACAGCAACACGUGAAAUCAGUGACAGCACCGUACAAGUACCCCAGGAAGAUCGAGUUUGUUCCAGAACUGCCCAAAACCGUCACAGGCAAAAUCAGAAGGAAGGAACUUCGAAUAAAGGAGUUCAGUCAGAGAUCAGCAACCAACCCAUGAUCAACCCUGUGCCUUGACACAAAUCCUUGGCUGGUGGGAGUGGGGUGAACUAUAGCAAGGGUAAGUUUGAAAGAGGAAAGCUUGUGUUUUCAAAUUCAGUUACCACCUUUCCUGGGAGUCAUUUGUCCUUUAGAUGGCCACACUGAGCUCUCAAACUGGGUUUGUGAACAAUAAAAUACUAACCUGAAGAGCA